This is a messenger RNA of Bursaphelenchus okinawaensis, 986 nucleotides long. The record is from the annotation of a GenBank genome assembly. Lineage: Eukaryota; Metazoa; Nematoda; Chromadorea; Rhabditida; Aphelenchoididae.
AUGGCAGAAGAGCCUCAAGUCAAGAAGAGAAACCUUUGGAAUCCAGCUUUGGAUGAUGAUUGUAGUAAAAGUGAUGACAAACCCAAAGUUGAUAAUGCUGCUUUAAAUGUAAGUUGAUAUACUUUACAAUUGACUUAACGUAGCUUUAGAAGUUUGGCAAGCUAAUUGUUUUCGGCUUUAAGAUUGGGUCGGGUCUGGUCGGCUUUGAACUAGAGUUGAAACAAGCCGGGCAUAAAAAGUAGGCCCGGUCCGGCAGCUGUAUAAAUUUUUUAAUAAUUUUUGAUCAAAACCUGAGUUUAGCUUAUGCCAUUCUAAGCCUUAAUUUAUCAACUUCUAAAAAUUUUGAUCUAAAAUGUUAAAUAUUCCAUUUUUUAUAGACUUUUUUCAGUUCCAAAACUGUCUCCAGAUGCUGGCUCUUCUCCAGAAGCAACAGAACUCUCCGCCUCCGAUUCCUCCGUUCCUUCAACUUCUGACCCAGCCAAAUGGUAAUUAAAUUACUUUAACUUGAUUUUGAUACUCACAAACUUGUCAUCACAUGUUUUGUGAUUUUGACACAUUAAGGAAGUUGAGCUACGUCAGAAAAACAUAUUAACAACGUAAUGUGUGGUCAAAACUUUUUUAAUUUAAAAAUUUAAAAUCAUGAAAAGAUGAAAUAGCCAAAUUAAAAGUUUAAAUUCAUUUUUUAUAUCAAGUUACAAUUUAAAAACUAUUAUUUAGCUUCAUUCUGUCUCUUCAACAACCUCCUUCAACCACCAAAACCUAAAAAGCCUGAAGAACCAGCCCCACAACCUUCAACAUCAACAGUACCAUCAGCACCAGUCCGCAACCCUAUAGUUGAAACAGUCAUGGGAGCGACUAAAGGCCCUGUUAAUUACAAUUGUUGUGCUAUUUGUGGUCAAAGCUUUCGUUUGACUACUGAUCUAGUACAACAUGUCAGAACUAAUCACAGAAACAAUCGAUUCAAGAGAAAAUAUCAGGCUGAUUAA